AUAAAAAGGCCCAUCAACUUCUCAGCCUAUACAUACACAUCCCUUAACACACGUCAACCUCUCUAAAAACUCUUUAAUUUCAAUUCCCUCUUUCUGCUUUCUUCCUCAAACCGAAAUGAAUGGCGACGGAAAAUCGGAGGCCGGCGAACCAAUGGAAGACGAGGAGGAGCUACUAACUCAGAGAACGGUGUAUAUGUGGGGUUACUUACCCGGAGCCUCGCCGCAACGCUCGCCUCUGUUGUCACCGACCGUGGUCAAGAUUCCGCCGGCAGUCGAAAGCUCAUGGAAAGAUGUAUCCGGCGGAGGAUGCGGUUUCGCAAUGGCUACUUCAGAAUCGGGGAAGCUUAUUACAUGGGGCUCAACAGAUGAUUUAGGUCAAAGCUAUGUCACAUCAGGGAAGCACGGGGAGACUCCAGAGCCUUUUCCUCUUCCUCCUGAGGUUUGUGUACAGAAGGCUGAAGCUGGAUGGGCUCAUUGUGUGGCAGUUACAGAGAGCCAUGAGGUUUAUACAUGGGGAUGGAAGGAAUGUAUACCCACAGGAAGAGUGUUUGGACAGGUAGAAGGAGAUUCCUGUGAAAUGAAUAUCUCCUUCUCUGCAGAGCAAGUGAGUCCCAGUUCUCAAAGCAAAAAAACUAGCGGUGGAACGUCUUCUCAAACUGAGGCUAGAGGUAGACCGGAACCCACAAAGAAAAGGAGGAUUUCACAGGCAAAGCAAGCUGCUGAAAACUCAUCACAGUCUGAGAACAACGACCUCUCGGCAUUGCCUUGUCUUGUAUCGUUGGCUCCAGGAGUUAGGAUUGUCAGUGUUGCUGCUGGUGGACGUCAUACUUUAGCAUUAUCAGAUAUUGGACAGGUGUGGGGUUGGGGUUAUGGAGGAGAAGGACAGCUUGGUUCGGGAUCCCGUGUACGCUUAGUCUCCUCUCCUCAUCCUAUUCCGUGCAUUGAGCCUUCUUCCUAUGGACAAGGCAGCUCGUCUAUGAGUUCAGAUGUACAGUGCGGCCGUGUUCUUGGAAGUUAUGUCAAAAGAAUUGCAUGUGGAGGGCGACACAGUGCUGUGAUCACAGAUACUGGAGCGCUCCUUACCUUUGGUUGGGGGCUUUAUGGACAGUGUGGCCAAGGGAGCACGGAUGAUGAACUAAGUCCUACAUGCGUAUCCUCUUUGCUGGGAAUCAGGAUAGAAGGAGUCGCUGCAGGUCUAUGGCACACAGUCUGCGUUUCAUCUGAUGGUGAUGUGUAUUCGUUUGGUGGAAACCAAUUUGGUCAGUUAGGUACUGGUUGUGAUCAAGCUGAGACUCUUCCAAAACUAUUGGAGGCUCCAAAUCUGGAAAACGUGAACGUCAAAACCAUCUCAUGUGGAGCUCGUCACACUGCUGUAAUCGCAGAUGAAGGGAAAGUAUUUUGCUGGGGAUGGAACAAAUAUGGUCAGUUGGGACUAGGAGAUGUGAUUGAUAGGAACGCACCAUCAGAGGUUAGAAUAAAAGACUGCAUCCCCAAGAACAUUGCGUGUGGUUGGUGGCAUACUCUGCUUCUAGGCCAAUCCUCUCUCUGAAUGUGCCCACACAACAACAUCAAAAAAAAAAAAACACAUCCCCAAUUUUGUUAGGGUUUAGAACUUUGAGUUCAUAGACAGUAUUUGUACAUACACGAGCAGCAUUUUAUUGUAUGCAAUGUAAUGAUGUAUGUUCUUCUGAUUAGCUUUUAACUUUUCAAACAUUAGUUUAGUUUUCAAGUGAAGUUCCUUUGUUCUAUACUAGUGAUAGUAAAUAAAGCUCUAUUUGUUAAUUCAACUGCAAUCCAG
This is a messenger RNA of Eruca vesicaria subsp. sativa (arugula), 1798 nucleotides long. NCBI's taxonomy places the organism in Eukaryota, Viridiplantae, Streptophyta, Magnoliopsida, Brassicales, Brassicaceae. The record is from the annotation of a GenBank genome assembly.